UAACACAGGAAAACUUCAGUUUCUUUACAGUUUUCACACAGACAAGAUCUUAUAGCAGUAACGGAAGCAGCAACCUUCUGGAUUUAACUCUUUUCUGCAGAUUAAACGGAAUAAACAUCAAAGUCAAAAUGGGUAAAUGUAUUAAAACACUGAAGUAUAUGCUUUUCGCCUUCAAUCUAUUGUUUUGGGCUGCUGGAUGUGCCACAAUAGCCAUUGGAAUCUACUUUGUUGUUAACAAUGUUUAUGGGGCCCUGUUUCCCGAUAGUCCCUCUAUAACAAUUGGCAAUAUCCUAAUUUUAUUUGGCUGCAUUAUAAUGGUAUUUGGAUUUCUAGGAUGUAUGGGAGCAAUUAAAGAGAACAAAUGCCUACUUCUUACUUUCUUUAUUUUGCUCUUGCUGAUUCUGUUGAUAGAAGUUGUACUGGCCAUCGUUCUCUUCGUCUAUGAAAAAGAGAUAGAUCCUUAUGUAACAAGACAGCUAAGUAAAGGUUUUGAAAAUCAUAAUCAAAGAAAUAAUAAUUCAACGUUUUGGGAUGAUUUACAGUUUAGGUUCCAAUGCUGUGGAAUCAAUGGUUCAUCAGACUGGAAAGAUGAAAUUCCCAAAUCUUGUUGCAAUGCAGGCGACAAGGAGUGCACAAAAGAAAAUGCAUUUAAAGAGGGAUGUGCUGUGUUUUUCAGAUCAUGGUUUGAAAAAAAUUUCCUUUAUGUCGGAAUAGCUACCAUCUGUAUUUCUAUCAUAGAGGUUCUAGGAAUGUCUUUCGCAUUGACAUUAUACUGCCACAUUUCCAGAAGCAGUGGUUCUUUUAUUAAAUAAAGAAAGUAAAGACCAAGAUCUUUCUUCAAAGAUGUACUACGCCCAUUUUUGUUGCCCGUAAUGCUAACUCAGCAACAAUAUUCUAGCAGUGCCAUUUCUUUCAUUCAAGUUGUAGCCACAGUUUUUAACUGUUUUAUUAUGGGAAGCUCUAUCAUGCUCUAUCAUGUUACCCGCGCCCCCCAGUCUGACCAUUAGUCCAGACUCCAGACGAUACUCUUCUGUGUCAGUCUCUUUUGCAUGGCUGACUGACUAAACUACAGUAUUACAUUGUCAUCUAUCAAAUCCUUUCCCCCCACACAGCUCCACCCCCUUAUUCCUCUGUAUGUCCCUCCAUGCAUAGAUUCGGCAGAAAUUGUAUCUUCAGAAGUGCUCUAAAGGUGGGUUUACCGUUCCUUCACGACAGUCAGCUACUCGCUUAGUGAAGGAGACCACUGUAUUUACAUGCAGCGAUCUCCUUCACAGUAUGAGGAUGAGGGAUCGCUAUUGUGAUCCCUCGUCCCCUUACAGAAUCACUGUUUCUGGUCAGCAGAUCAUUGAUUACACUGCACAAUCUGCUGCCCUGAAACUAUGAUCGGUGGUGCGUGCACGAACGACAGGAUCACCCGAUGAACGAGCGUUUUGCUCAUGUAUUGGGUGAUCAGCGGCACAUUUAGAUGGCCAAAUUAUGGGGAAUGAUCGUUCGCAGGCUACCAGCAGUGUGAACUGAGUCUAAGCGGCUAUUGGUGUGUGUAUAUAUAGCUAAUGCUUACUGAACUUUCAAAAUAUUUAUUGAACUGGGCUUUUUUGUGUUUUUAUACAAAAUUGUGUGAAAUAUUUGGAUAGUUUCAUUAUAAUGGACACCGGUAUAAAUAUUUUAUAAAAAAAUGUUAAAAGGGUUGUCUGGGAUCAGAAAAAAACAGGUAACACUGAAGAUUAGCCUGAAAAAUAGAGCAGUACCUACCUUGCAGAUCCAACACUGCAGCUCCAGUUCUCCCAGCUGGCCUCCUUUUGUCCGACUGGAGCGGAGAUGUCGUGUCAGCAACACGUGACUGCCAAUCACUGGCCUUUUCAGGACAACACUGACGCCAGUAAUUGACAGCAGAGGGGUAAACAGAGCCCAGCCAGGAGAACUAGAGCUGCAGCGUUGGAUCUGCAAGGUACUGGUUUCUUACUGUAAAUGGUUAGCCCCUUUAAUUCAAUCAUCUCACAGUAAGUACGGAGAAGGCUGCAGCGCUCACAGGAGCGCCAAUGCUUUCUUAAACAGCUGAUCGGCGGGGGUCCCAGAUGUCGGACCCCCGUUGACCAGGUACUGAUGACUUAUACUGUGGAUAGGUCAUCAGUAUCAACAUCUCGGAAAACCCCUUUCAUUAAAAAGCUCCAAUUUUGUGUGCACAGCUCCUAUGUAGGCCUAUAUAACACCACAAUAACAGAAUAUAAAAAAAACUGCAGAUUCAUCAUGAAGUUAUAUUGCCAUCCAUCUGUCCACUUUUUCUUGAAAACCUACCAAAUGUAUUAGGAAAAGGGGACAGAUGGAAAUAAGUAUUCCUUGCAGGCAUGGGCGUCCGCAGAAAAGUUGUAUCCCUGGUUCUAUAGCUCCCUCUGCCUCCCCUCUCCCUCAUAUAUAAUAAAAUGGUACUUUUAUUCCAGUCUGCAGUCACAGUGUGCGACACUGCCCUAGGAAGUACCUCUAGCUGCCAUAUGAGGAGUGGUCAGUGGAUGUAUUCCUAGGCAGUAAUGUAAACACUGGAUUUUCUCUGAAAACACAGGGUUUACUGCAAAAAGCUUGAAGGGGCUGAUUAUACUCACCAGAACUAAUAUAAUAAGCUGUAGUUGUUCUUGACCUGGUGACUAUAGUGUGCAAUGCAUCACAUUAGUCAUACACCCAUGGUCAUUUUCCAUAAUUUAUUUGAUAGACAGCUACAGUAGAUAUUUCUUAAUGACCGAUAAUGCUUUCCUAUACUGUAAGUGGAACCAAAAAAUGGUUUCCAAAAACGAGCUUUGGGGAAAAAAUGCAGAAUGCAACCUCCUACAUGGAAUUAUAAAACGGGCACGUGUAUGAAGCCUAACUGCAGAUAUAAGAGGGUGGAACGGAACCCCGUUUGUGAAUAGGAAGCCACCACAAAAGGAAAGACCAAUUCUUCUUAUUUCACUUGAAUGUCUAUUAAUUCUAUUAUUUUUGCACCCCUUUGUUAUAGUCUCAGCAUUCAGCAAUAUGUUAAUUUGCAUUUUGUCGCCAACAAAUGAAAUGUUGUGUUCUGUACCUGAACACUUCCAGGCUUUUGUCAUAUGUAACUUACAAGCAGAUGGUCUGCAGAAUACCAGGCCUACCACCAGUAUUACCCCCUUCAUAUACCGCCUGCCUACCUGGUCACCCUGACCAGGCGGUAUAUGAUUGAAGGGGCAAUACUGCCUGGUAUAUGGACAGCAGAGAUGAAAUCCUCUGGGCAGUACUGUCUAUGGUCAUCCUUCACCAGCACCCUGACUGCCACCUGCUUGGCCUGGAUGUCAUGGCACUUCACUGCCUACUGCUUGGCUAUAAGUGACUCACCCCAUACCUAACACUCAGGGUCAGGGAGUGACUCAGUAGUCACACUGACACUGACUGACUUGUCACUCACUGAUAGCCAAGCAGGUGGCAGUCAGGGUGCUUGUGAAGGAUGAAUUGACCAUAGACAGUACUGCCCAGAGGAUGCCAUAUCUGCUGUCCAUAUAAUACCAGGCAGUAUUGCCCCUUCAUAUACCGCCUGGUCACCCCACACCUAACACUCAGGGAGUACUGUCACACUGACUGGUCUGUGACACUGACUGUCAGUCACUCACUGUGUUAGUGUCGCUCUCGCUUAUUCAUUCAGGCUGCCUGUGAUUGUGGAGUCCUGAAGCAGCCGGCACACUGCGGGCGGCUCUUCUUCUUGCUCCGGCUCCGCAAUGUCUUUCCCGCCCGGAAGGUGGGCGGAGCUUCGUACUGCCGUGCGCGCCCCGCCCUGGUGAUUCAUCGGGGCGCGUGCAUGCUCCUGAUAGAUACCGCUCCUCACUCUGCGGCGCUGCGCAGUGCAGCAGCUGCAGAGCAGAGGCAGAACUCAGUUCACAGAUUUCCACGGCCCCAGGGGGGGGGCACUUGCGGACGCCCAUGCUUGCAGGAUCAGACUAAGGGCUCAUGCACACGACUGUUGUUUUGCGGUCUGUUUUUCACGCAUCCGUUGUUCCAUAUCUGAGGUUUUCUUUUCUCUGAUUUAAGUCCUUUUCCGUUCCGUUAUUCCACAAAACAU
Bufo gargarizans (Asiatic toad) is the source of this 4057-nucleotide messenger RNA. It is a transcript of the gene CD53, whose product is annotated as CD53 molecule. The record is from RefSeq and is a predicted model, not a curated record. Lineage: Eukaryota; Metazoa; Chordata; Amphibia; Anura; Bufonidae. Gene Ontology annotation, cellular component: membrane. Bases 129 to 812 code for a protein of 227 amino acids. The transcript is spliced from 8 exons.